Molecule: messenger RNA, 1724 nt
Organism: Wyeomyia smithii (pitcher-plant mosquito)
Lineage: Eukaryota; Metazoa; Arthropoda; Insecta; Diptera; Culicidae
Product: 26S proteasome non-ATPase regulatory subunit 5-like
Exons: 4
Coding region: 133-1602 (489 amino acids)
Biological process (GO): proteasome assembly
Cellular component (GO): cytosol
Source: RefSeq, a predicted model, not a curated record
ACAGCAGAAUGUUUUUGUUUUGAUUUACCGCUUACUCAUUCUUUCGCAAUACAGGUAUCGUUGCGUGCUUUAUUCUAUUUUGCUUCUGAUCCGAUAAACAAGCCCCCAUCUGAGCUUUUUUAAUAAUUCACAAUGGAUGAGAAUCAGUGCCGAGAAUUGCUAGCAAAUUUACAGCUUGAGCAAACACGAAACAUCGCAUUGACAGAGAUUAAAAGCACACUGAUCACUGCCAAUAACUCGGAGUUGUCGCAGAACUUUCUCAAGUCACCGGAGCUGUUGGAAUGUUUCGAAAACGCAAACAGUGAGCAGACUCUGUUGGUUACUGACAUUUUGUCCAUCUGCAUGAGUAACCUGUCCAUUGAUGAGCCAGCCGAGGUUAAGAACGUGAUCGAAAAAUCGUUGAGUCAUGCCAACCCUAAAGUUCAAGUGUUUGGUUUGCGUGAGCUACACCGACUGCUACUGGCGCAGCCGGACUCAUUCGCAAAUGAAUCCGUGAUUUUAUUGGUUAUCAAGUGUCUCACAUCGGACGAUACUAGCGUCGGAACACCGUCUAUUGAUUUGCUCGUUCUGCUGCUUCCGCGGUUUGUUCAUCUGCGAAGUAUUCAGAAAAAUUUGGAAGACGUAUUGACAAAAAAAGAUAUCGUACGUUGCCGUCUUUAUGAGGUGGCCGUCAAAGUUGGUAGCCAGUCACCUGCGUUAUUGGACUCGAUGGAAAAAGUGUUGCACAAAUCAGUGCAAGAACUGGAAGGAGAAGAUAUUCUCUUACAGUUGAACGUACUGCAGGUGCUGUCCGAAUUGGCUCUGAGCGAUCACGGAAUGGCUUAUCUGGAGAAUAAUGGCGUGUUCGACAACUUGAUGCGUAAAACUAAUCAACUGGAUGAAGACCCCCUGGCAGCGAUACUGAUUCCAGGGUUGAUGAGAUGCUACGGAAGUAUUGCAGCGAUUCAUCCGGCAAAAAUUUACGAUGGGUAUCCUAAGAUUAUCAGUUUGUUGUUCGAUUGUCUGUUGUCUGAAGAUUUCUCGGUUUUACCAGUUGCUUAUGAUACUUUGGGUUACAUCGCCCAUCCAAGUGAAGGAAAGCGUCAAAUUCAUUACAAGCACGGUGCUCUUCUGAAGAAAACAUUAAAACAUUUUCACACCAUCAUUCGAAAUCUACCAAACGAAUUAAAGCUUCGACUUUUGAGUUGUCUUCAAUCCCUGUUCUCCGUCGACACGACUGUCAUCGAUAACCAAAUAACCACAAUAACACAAACCUGGUAUGAUUACUUGACGGAACAAGAAAAUCUCAAUCUCGUGAUGGAUUAUAUCCGCAAUCCGUUUCCUGACAUGAGGCGUUCAGCACUUGCGCUUUUGAAGGCUAUCGUGAGCCACCGAUGGGGUCAGCUUUACAUGCUGAACACGGGCGGCUUCGUUGAGUACAUUCUAGAUCGAAAACAGGAAGUCGACAAAGAUGUUAUACUGGAAAAGUAUGAAAUAAUUCGACAACUGGCUGAGUCGACCGUCUUCGAUCAGCAAACGCAGGCCGAGCUUAAGCGAUACGUUGCGGAAGGCGCUUUCUUCGUACAAGGUGUCACCGAGGUUGCCAUCGAAGGAGCAUCCUAGGCGUUUUGCUGUGGACAAUUCACUUUGCAUUCAAAUAAUGGUUUUCUGCCAGCCUCUCGGGUGGUUGAUGUUAUUUUGUCAAAUAUAAUCCGUUAUACCUGAAGACAGGCACGAUCACGUAA